AUGUCUAGUCCAGCCCCCGAUGGCAAUACAAGGCCGGCUAUUCAGCACAGCCUCGCCCUCCCUCGGGAACAUGCAAACCUCGACUGGCGCCGUGAACGAGGCGUCCGCAAAUUCUACGACAAGACAGGCCAUUUCCCUUGCGAACUCGCUCCGCAGUGUUGCGACACCUACUGGGACGCAUUCACCUUUCUAGAGCGCAUUCUUACUCUCGGCGUCAAGCUCUCGGAACAGGACUCGAUCACUUUCGACGACGUCAUGGCCUACCUCGCCGAGAGAGUCAAGUAUCACAAGCCCAAGGCCCAAACCAAAUUGCAGCUGAGCGACGUGGACAGCGCUAUUGAUCAUUUCUUUUCGGGGGAACCAAAUGCCAAACAAGCUCCUGCAUCUCGAGCCAAGAGAUCCCUUUCCUAUGAUCUAGAGGAGGAGUCUGUUCAGGUAUCACCGAAGCGACGGAGGAUCCAAGAAGUUGUGCCGUCAAACAUAAAGUCGAUACCGGGACUGCCACCCGCUUCGACAACAAAACGUCCUUUAUACUCGAGCGAUAGCACUUCUUCGUCCAAGUCCUUUGAUGACUCUGACACAGACAAAAACUGGAGUCCUGGGGCGCUGAGCACUGACACUGCCGACAAUAAGGACUCUGCCCACGUCAACACCGCCCAGAACGGCUCCGACAAGACCGAGAAAACCGUCGACGAUGCUUCAGGUGCCACAUCGAGGCCAUCAGUACAAGGAAGACCUCCGGUUUCAGGACCUGUUGAUGGAAACAACAACGCCUCCAACAUCAACGCCAACCCCAACUCAUCGUCCGUCCCACCCUCGACGCUCAACAUCCCCCUCAAAGAUAACACAAUCACUAAGACAUCUCAAUCAAACUCGUCCGCUAGACGCCUCUCCCGCCCCGCAGCUCACUCUGCUGCCCCCGAUUCCCUUGACGAAGUUCGCCGAGAGAUGGACGACGCGUGUCGAAAGUGCUCCGAGGCGGUUGAAAGAGGAGCCCAAAGACUAGAACGAUUACUCUCCGACCACUACAGCCAGAACGUAGCUCUACAAUCCUCCCUCGAACGAGCCAAAGAAGUUCACCAGCAACUCGGACGAGACCAUCGGAUCAAUGCCAAAGCCCAGGUCGAAGCAGCGAGCAAAAUCAGCACGAACGAAGGCUACAUGGAGCUGAGCCGCAAGAUCCUGCAAGCCUGGCAAGAAAUAGCUGGCUCGGAUGCAUCUCCGUCUGGAUGGAUUCGAAAUGCGAUUGAGGAAGCCACCAAGAAGCUAGCCGAGCUAGACACCGAGCGCAAGGAGGCCCUGCGCGAGCAUGGCAAGGCUGCUGCUGCUUUUCAGCGAACGAGGCGGCAGAUGGAGGAGGCUGGGGGGAAAGUCGACGAGCUCAAGAGUUCAAUGGAGGCGUGGGGAGUCCACCGAGACAAGCUGCAGCAGGAAUGCCGCGCGGCGAGAUUUUUCGCGGGCAUUGUGAGGUUGGGUCCUAGGGGGAUAGGGUUGCUGGAGGAAGAGUUUCCGGGGUUUUCCGAGUCGAUUGGCGAUAUAUUGAAAGAUCCUGGCGGUGGCUUUCGGGAACUAUUCAUUCCGGAUCCCAGGAUUCUCUCAGGUGGCGAGACUGAUGAAGAGGAUCUGGACCCCGCCUCACUAACUACUAAGGUCCGCAACCAGAGUACGGAUAUGGAGGGAGAGUCAAAGAUUCCUAUGCGGCAGCCGUUAAUGCCAACCUCUCGCAACACUAUCGAUACCAGCCCCAAAGGGAUAACUUUACCACCAAAGGGUCCCCUAGCACUUGUGGCUUUAAGGAAUGAGUCGGGGCGCGCUACUGCUUCUAGUUGCAAAUCUGCAGAUGGGAGUAUGUUGCAUGUCCCCCAAGGCCCCGCCGGGGGAUGCAAGGAGAAGAUUAUCUGGUACGGCGAGCGACUAGCCUGGUGGCUUGACGUUCUCUGUCCUACAGAGCCUGAAAUGAAGGUCCUCUCCCACGCCUUUGGCAUCUAUCCACUCACCGCAGAGGAUAUUAUGCUGCAGGAGGCCCGUGAGAAGGUGGAACUCUUCUCGCAUUACUAUUUCGUCAACUUCCGGUCCUUUUGUCAUGACCACAACAGCGAAAACUUCUGGAAACCCGUCGACAUAUAUGUUGUUGUCUUUAGAGAAGGUAUCCUCAGUUUCCACUUCUCCAAGACACCGCACCCUGCCAACGUUCGUCGUCGAAUUCGUCAACUGGGAGACUACUUGAUCUUGUCAUCUGACUGGAUCUUAUAUGUUAUUAUUGAUGAUAUAACCGAUGUCUUCCAGUCCUUAAUACAGGACAUUGAGGAUGAAGUGGAUGAGAUUAACGACGCCAUUCUGAGGCUGCACUUGUCUGCUGAUAAGCGGCUGAAGGAGGAUAGUUCUAAACCCGACGACGCAUUUACCACCUUUGAUCCCAAUAGUGAUAUGCUUAGGCGAGUGGGUGACUGCAGGAAGAAGGUGAUGGGCUUAUAUCGAUUGCUAGGAAAUAAAGCGGACGUCAUCAAGGGGGUUGCAAAGCGUUGUAACGAGCGAUGCGAGGUCUUGCCGUGGUCCAAGAUUGGCCUGUACCUCGGCGACAUUCAGGAUCACAUAGCCACCAUGACUACCAACCUCUGCAAUUACGAAAAGAUACUCGCACGAUCGCACGGCAACUAUCUCGCACAGAUCAACAUCCGCAUGAAUAGGCGCAAGGAACAGACGGCCGACGUCCUAGGCAAGCUUACAGUUCUUGGAACUAUCGCCCUCCCAAUGAACGUUAUCACCGGUCUAUGGGGCAUGAACGUCUGGGUGCCCGCCCAGGAGUACGAAGGUGAUCUUACCUGGUUCGCCUGGAUCACUGCUGGCCUACUGUUUUUUGGAGUGGAAUGCUAUUUGAUCGCCAAGAGGGUUUAUAAUAUUGUGUAG
Fusarium falciforme is the source of this 2907-nucleotide messenger RNA. RefSeq lists its product as hypothetical. Gene Ontology annotation, molecular function: magnesium ion transmembrane transporter activity. Lineage: Eukaryota; Fungi; Ascomycota; Sordariomycetes; Hypocreales; Nectriaceae. Gene Ontology annotation, biological process: intracellular magnesium ion homeostasis; magnesium ion transmembrane transport. The record is from RefSeq and is a predicted model, not a curated record. The transcript is spliced from 5 exons. The coding region runs from base 1 to 2907 and encodes 968 amino acids. Gene Ontology annotation, cellular component: plasma membrane.